This is a messenger RNA of Benincasa hispida (wax gourd), 2300 nucleotides long. RefSeq names its product aspartic proteinase CDR1-like. The record is from RefSeq and is a predicted model, not a curated record. Lineage: Eukaryota; Viridiplantae; Streptophyta; Magnoliopsida; Cucurbitales; Cucurbitaceae. Gene Ontology annotation, molecular function: aspartic-type endopeptidase activity. Gene Ontology annotation, biological process: proteolysis.
GUCUGACUUUCCCUCCCAAAAAUGAAUCAUCAUCAUUCACCAAACUCCGACUCCAAUAGUUUAUGUUAAAUCCAUCAGCUCUCACCUUCGAUUUCGCCUUCCUUCAAUCCGUUCUCCUUUGAUCUUCAUCCUUUCGUUGACCUCCGCCAUUUCCAAUCCUUUCCAUUCUUUCCAUGGCACAAUCACCGUAUCUACUCGCUGCAAUACUCCUCCAUUUCUUGCUCUUCGCCGAUCCCAUCUCCUCCAAUCCUCUCCUUACACCUUCACAUCGCGCCAUGGUGUUGCCUCUUUACCUCUCUUCCCCUAAUUCCUCCAAAUUGAUCUCCAACCCUCACCGCCAUCUCCGCCAAUUCCCCAGUUCGAAUAAUCGCUCCAACGCUCGAAUGCGCCUCUACGACGACCUCCUUCUCAAUGGGUAUUAUACCACGCGGCUUUGGAUCGGAACUCCGCCGCAGCAAUUUGCGCUUAUUGUUGAUACGGGGAGUACGGUUACUUAUGUUCCUUGCUCAACUUGCGAAGAGUGUGGGAGGCAUCAGGACCCAAAGUUUGAGCCAGAAUCAUCAAGCACUUAUGAACCCGUUAAAUGCAAUAUUGAUUGCACUUGUGACAAUGACGGAUUGCAGUGUGUCUAUGAGAGGCAAUAUGCUGAAAUGAGUACUAGCAGUGGUGUCCUUGGUGAGGAUGUUAUAUCUUUUGGCAAUCAGAGUGAACUCAUACCACAGCGGGCUGUGUUUGGUUGUGAGAAUGUGGAAACUGGUGAUCUCUUUAGUCAACGUGCUGAUGGAAUUAUGGGUUUGGGCACUGGUGAUCUUAGUAUUGUCGAUCAACUAGUUGAAAAAGGUGUGAUCAAUGAUUCUUUCUCAUUAUGCUAUGGUGGUAUGGAUAUUGGUGGUGGUGCUAUGGUUCUUGGUGGAAUCUCUCCUCCAUCAGAUAUGAUUUUUAGCUACUCAGACCCUGUCAGAAGUCCAUAUUACAAUGUUGAUUUGAAGGAGAUACAUGUUGCGGGUAAACGGUUGCUUCUGACUCCAAGCAUUUUUGAUGGAAGAUAUGGAACUGUCUUGGAUAGUGGUACAACUUAUGCUUACCUACCAGUGGAAGCGUUUGGAGCUUUUAAGGAUGCUAUUAUGGAUGAGCUUCAUUCUUUGAAGAAGAUUGAUGGUCCUGACCCAAAUUUUAAAGAUAUAUGCUUUUCUGGUGCUGGAAGUGAUGCUGCUGAAUUAUCAAACAUAUUUCCGACAGUUGACAUGGUAUUUGAUAAUGGACAAAAGUUGUCUCUAGCUCCAGAAAAUUACUUGUUCCGGCACUCGAAGGUGCAUGGUGCAUAUUGUCUGGGAAUUUUUGAGAAUGGAAAUGAUCAAACUACUCUUCUUGGAGGAAUCGUUGUCCGCAACACUUUAGUGAUGUAUGACAGAGCGCAUUCAAAAAUUGGAUUUUGGAAAACCAACUGUUCUGAGUUAUGGGAAAGGCUUCACAUUUCAGAUGAUCAUGCCCAUGCUCCUUCAGUUUCAAAUACAUCACACGAUACUGAUAUAGCACCUGCAUCUGCUCCGGACGAGUCACCACAUUAUACGAUUCCAGGAGAGCUCCAGAUUGGACGUAUCACAUUUGAGAUAUUGUUGAACAUAAGCUACACAGAUCUGGAGCCUCAUAUUACAGAACUUUCUGAUCAUAUUGCUCACGAGUUAAAUGUCAGUCAUUCGCAGGUUCUUUUAUUGAAUUUUACCAUGAGAGGAAAUGAUUCACUUAUUCAGUUGGCCAUACUCCCUAAUGAACCUUCAGAAUUUUUCUCACAUGCGACUGCCAUUACAAUAAUUUCCCUGAUUGUCGAGCAUCACAUGCAGCUACCUCCUACAUUUGGAAGUUACCAGGUCCUUCAAUGGAAGAUUGAACCUCUAAUGGAAAGAUCAUUGUGGAAGCGACUCUAUAUUAUGGUGGGUUUAGCUAUUAUUGUCACACUUAUUCUUGGGCUGUCAGCAUUGGGAGCAUGGUUUAUUUUGAGAAGGAGACAAGCAGCCUUCAAUUCAUAUAUGCCUGUCAAUGCAGCAGUUCCAGAGCAAGAACUCCAGCCACUGUAAAAUCUUUGCCGACACAUUUUUGCAUUCUUGUCACUGUUUGCUUCUUUUUCUUUUUCUUUUUAUAGGUUCAAAUGUUCAUUGGGGGACAUAUUUGAGGAAUUAUUAUUUUUCAGGUUUUGUAUUCAUUUUAUCUUCAAAGGUUCUAAAUUCUAACCUUAAACAAAUUGGAAGUUCCCUUUUUCACUUGGGUGCAAUAUUUAAAUUUGAUGGUGGUAGUAUUUUAAA